ACGGCCUCCCGCAGCUCCCGUCAUCCGAGGCCGUGACGCGCCUCGCUCGCGUGGGCGGCGCUCUCCCCUCCGGGCGGCCGACGAGAAAGUGACAGGGGCGGGCGCGUAAACUCACAAAAAGGCCGGCGGAGGCGUGCCUCCGCCCGAGGACGCUGAGGUGGCAGGGCUGAGGGGCGGGGUCGGGACGGGCCCUGGCAUCAUGUGAUGCAGGUGGCUUCCGCUGGUUCUUGCACGUGAUAGGAUCUCCGUAGUCGUUGUCUCUUCCGCCCGGAGAAAAGAUGGCGGCGCGCGACCGCCAUCGGCUUUAGCGCUCGCCCCUCCCCGCCCCUUCCCUCAAGAAAGAUGGCGGCCGCCUGUGCGGGCUUCCGUUGACGGUAUCGCGGACUUCGCUCCUGUCCGUCUCGGGGCUCCUGGCGCUCAUUGGAUCCUUCCUGGAAGAUACUUGAGAUCACAUUAAACAUCGGGAAGAAAAUGGUGUCCAAGCAGGCCUUCCUCUGCAGCCUGGGCUCCGUCUACCUGUCUCUGCUAUUUGUUUUCCUCCUCAUGGAUGUUUACGCCAGGCCUGCGAACAACUCAGCCUUAAAGGACAAGGGGAUGGACAAGGAUGAGAAUGAGAUCCUGCCCAGAGACCACCUGAACGGGGUCAAGAUGGAGAUGGACGGGCACCUGAACAAGGACUUUCACCAGGAGGUCUUUUUGGGGAAAGAGAUGGAGGAGUUUGAUGAAGAUUCAGAACCACGGAGAAACAGAAAGAAGCUCAUGGCGAUCUUCGCCAAGGUGGACAUUAAUAAUGACAAAAGGAUUAGUGCCAAGGAGAUGCAGCGUUGGAUCAUGGAGAAGACAGAGGAGCAUUUUCAGGAAGCUGUCAAAGAGAACAAGAUGCACUUCAGGGCGGUUGAUCCCGACGGCGACGGCCGUGUGUCUUGGGAUGAAUAUAAAGUGAAGUUUUUGGCGAGCAAAGGCCACAAUGAGAAAGAGGUUGCGGAAAAGAUAAAAAACAACGAGGAACUGAAAAUUGAUGAAGAAACCCUGGAAGUUCUCGACAACCUCAAGGAUCGCUGGUAUCAGGCUGACAACCCUCCAGCUGACCUGCUGCUGAAUGAGGGGGAGUUCCUGUCCUUUCUCCACCCAGAACACAGCAGGGGCAUGCUCAAGUUUAUGGUCAAGGAGAUUGUCCGGGACCUGGACCAGGACGGUGACAAGAAGCUCGUUUUGUCUGAGUUCAUUUCUCUGCCCGUGGGGACAGUUGAAAACCAGCAGGCCCAGGACAUUGAUGACGACUGGGUAAAGGACAGAAAGAAGGAGUUUGAAGAAGUGAUUGAUGCUAACCACGAUGGCAUUGUCACCAUGGAAGAGCUAGAGGAAUAUAUGGAUCCCAUGAAUGAAUACAAUGCUCUCAACGAAGCCAAGCAGAUGAUCGCGGUGGCCGACGAAAACCAGAACCAUCAUCUGGAGAUGGAGGAGAUCCUGAAAUACGGGGAGUACUUCACAGGGAGCAAGUUAAUGGACUAUGCCCGGAAUGUCCACGAAGAGUUCUGAGGCCCCGCCCCUCCCCUCCCCUCCCCUGGGAGCUGCUGCACCUUCUCCUCCUCCAUCUCCAGCCCCUGCUCCUGCUCCUGCUCCUGCCCCACCCACGAGAGGAUCCAUUCUCUUGCUGCUAUUUGUGUUGUGCGUGUGCGUGUGUGUGUGUGCGCGCGUGCACAUGUGUGUGCUUGCAUGUGUGCUUGUGUUGUCCUGAAGCAGAGAGCCUUCCGUCCACCUCGAACCUGAACGGCUACUCGUCUUGGGGCAGCAGGAACUGUCCACUUGGAAUGGCUUUCCCAGAGCCGACCGUCACGUUCUCUAUCAGAACCUUCCUCUGACACGAACCACGCGCUUGUGAAAUAGCUGAGUGGGCUGGGGAGGGGGCAGCGCAGCUUCUCGGGCUGAGAGUGGGGCACACUCUGGCCCUUUGGAGGAAGAAGCAAGCUCAGGGGCCAGCACUCGUCAGCAGCAAGGACGAUGGGCUGGGCAGCUUAGCGUAAGUGACCCAAGCCGGUCUGCUGGGUGCUGGCAGGGCACCCCACGGUGCAGGGCGCCAGGACCCCCGGCUUAGCCCGAGGGCAAAGGGACCUCUGCGAUGCUUUCUACGGCUGCCUUGAAAUGAGUUGAUCUUCCUGUGAUCUCUGAAUACCCCUGCGUGCUGGGGCGUGGCCGAGCCAGAGGGAUGGAGGGCAUGGACUUUUCCUCCCAGUCCCUGAUAAUGAAGCCGUCCCACUCAGAACACACCCAUCAGGCUGCUUCAAGACACUUAGGUUUGGAUCGGGCCUCCUCUGCCCUCCUCUGCCCUCCCACUACUUUAUUUUGUUCCAACGGCAUUUUUGUUUUUCAGAUUUAUUAAAAACUGCCUCAGAAA
This is a messenger RNA of Dromiciops gliroides (monito del monte), 2395 nucleotides long. It is a transcript of the gene SDF4, whose product is annotated as stromal cell derived factor 4. Gene Ontology annotation, molecular function: calcium ion binding. Gene Ontology annotation, cellular component: endoplasmic reticulum. The record is from RefSeq and is a predicted model, not a curated record. Gene Ontology annotation, biological process: calcium-ion regulated exocytosis. Bases 472 to 1539 code for a protein of 355 amino acids. The transcript is spliced from 7 exons. NCBI's taxonomy places the organism in Eukaryota, Metazoa, Chordata, Mammalia, Microbiotheria, Microbiotheriidae.